This is a messenger RNA of Colletotrichum phormii, 1023 nucleotides long. Its product is annotated as succinate dehydrogenase cytochrome b subunit. Gene Ontology annotation, biological process: mitochondrial electron transport, succinate to ubiquinone; tricarboxylic acid cycle. The transcript has 3 exons. Bases 150 to 716 code for a protein of 188 amino acids. NCBI's taxonomy places the organism in Eukaryota, Fungi, Ascomycota, Sordariomycetes, Glomerellales, Glomerellaceae. Gene Ontology annotation, cellular component: membrane. Gene Ontology annotation, molecular function: oxidoreductase activity, acting on the CH-CH group of donors; electron transfer activity. The record is from RefSeq and is a predicted model, not a curated record.
UAUUCUUCUUUGGUGCAAGGAGCUUGACAUCAACACCCUCAAAACCCCGACGACUUCGAAUUCCUCCGCCUCCGGCCGAAUUACCUACGCGCCCUCCCCGAGACCGAUAUCCCUCGAUCACAAAGAAUAACGCACUUUAUACCGACACAAUGAUUGCGCAAAGGGUGGGCGUGUCGGCCAUGCGCCGAGCGGCAACGAAGCCCUCUGUCUUCUUCAACCAGCAGAUUCCCAAGAUUGUUGCUUCACAAAGCAUGUCGACGAGCCAGUCUCGCCCCGUCGCAACCACCAAGCUCACCCCCCAAGAUGGCCUCGAGCUCCUCGCAAAGCAGCGCCUUAGCCGCCCCAUCUCCCCGCACCUGACAAUCUACAAGAUGGAGCAGACCUGGUUCGGCGCCUCCAUCUGGACCCGUAUCACCGGCGGCGGUCUCUCGGCCGCCUUCUACGUCUACUUUGGCACCUACCUCGUCGCGCCCCUUCUCGGAUGGCACGUCGAGAGCCAGUCCCUCAUUGCCGCUUUCGGUGCCCUCCCGCUCGCUGCGAAGGGUGGCCUCAAGUUCCUUGUCGCCUGGCCUUUCACCUUCCACUUCUUCAACGGUAUCCGCCACUUGACCUACGAUUUCGCCCUCGGCUUCGCCAAGCCUGAGAUUGUCAAGUGGGGCUGGGUCAUUUGGUCCAGCUCGCUUGUCGCGGCUGUUGGCCUCGCCUUUGCGUGGUAAACGAAGAGGGCAAGUUAGAGGAUGCUUAGGGGUCGGUGGAUGUGAUGGACGUGGUAAUCGGGUAGGGGACGACGGUCACUGGGACGUCGUCACGGGGACAGAAGGGGCCAGAGGAAGAUGAGAGUGAUGGGAGAUUUGGGGGUUAACCUGGAGUUUUAUUGGUUGGCGCCUGGAAAUUGCAGGGCGUACGGCCUCCUUCUGCUUAAGGCGAGAGGUAUUGUAUAGACUGAAAGCUGUAAAACGAAUUCCCUUGAGUAACAAGCAUGUUAAUCAAUUGUUCCAACCACUUGAUGGAGUCUUAAUUUCG